AUGGCGUCUAUUGCCCAAGCCCCGAGGAUCCCGCCGACCAUGCGUGCCUGGGUGCGCCCGCGACGUGGCCCCGCAUCCAGGGCGCUGAAGCUAGACCCCAGUUUCCCCACGCCAGCCGUGCCGACGGGAUCUUCGCCCGACGUUCUGAUCCGCGUGUCGCACGUGUCGCUACAGUUUAGUACCGAGAGUUUAAUGAAAAUUCUGCCCAAACUGCCUCUCACCGGUCCAUGGAUCCCAGAGCUCGAGCUGUCUGGCGAGGUGAUCGUGGCGGGUGAGGGCGUCCCGCCUGAGGUGCGCGACCCGGGCACGCACGUCGUCGCCUUUCAGAACAUUGCCGCCAUGGUCAUGGGCCACGGCGUGCUAGCGGAGUACGUGCGGCUGCCUGGCAGCCAGGUCGCGCGCAUCGACGCCUCGGUUGACAAGGCGUCGGCCUCGGGCAUCAACGGCGCCGGGAGCACCGCGCUCAAGAUGAUCCGCACGGCGGGUGUGCGCGAGGGACAUACAGUGCUAGUCAAUGGGGCCAGCGGGUCAGUCGGCUCGGUGCUCGUGCAGCUGUGCAAGCUGCGCGGUGCUAAGGUUGUCGGCGUCGCUAGCGGCGGCAACGAGGCCAUGGUGCGCAGCUUAGGCGUAGACGAGUUCAUCGACUACCAUAAGGAAGACCCGCUGCCAGCCUACCUAGCACAUAAGUACAGUGACAAGCCGUUUGACUUUGUGCUCGACUGCGUCGGCACGCAAGCGCUCUUUGUCAACUCGCCGGCCUACCUUAAGGCCGAGGGCGCUGUGGUCAACAUUGGCGCGCUCGAGGGAAUCCUUGUGACGGCGCGCAACGCUCUGGUCAACCUUUGGCUGCCGACCUGGCUAGGCGGCGUGCCGCGCCGCUACAUCAUGUUUAGCACGCCGCCGGCACGCGACGACUCUGUCUAUCUAGCACACCUGGUGGAAGAGGGCCGUCUGCUUAUCCCCGUCGACUCCAUCUUCAAUAUGGAGGAUGCAGUAGAUGCCUACGAGCGCAUCGCCUCCAAGCGCGCGCGCGGCAAGGUCGUGAUCAAAGUGCGCAGCGACUAG
This is a messenger RNA of Penicillium lagena, 1065 nucleotides long. Its product is annotated as NAD(P)-dependent alcohol dehydrogenase. The transcript has 2 exons. The coding region runs from base 1 to 1065 and encodes 354 amino acids. Lineage: Eukaryota; Fungi; Ascomycota; Eurotiomycetes; Eurotiales; Aspergillaceae. The record is from RefSeq and is a predicted model, not a curated record. Gene Ontology annotation, molecular function: oxidoreductase activity.